AAGAAAAGUUGAAGAAAAAAAAGAUUGAAGACUGCACUCUGUUUACUUUUCUCAAAAAUCUUAUACAUAUCUUGUUGCACGGCUAACACUUUUCCGAUGCCGAAAUCUAAGCUCUUCAUUAAGGCUCAUUCUGACCAUAGAUUAUCAGCUGUGGUUCCUUUCAAUGAGUUUUCCCCAGAAAAGAAAGAAGUUGAACUGAUUUUAGUCAAGGAACAGAAUGGUAUCCAGUAUACAAAUAACGCAGUUAUCGCCCCAGAUACUUCUCAGAAAUAUGAGGUACCAGUGAUUGAAGAGCCAGAAAGGGAGCACUGGGGCAAGAAAAUUGACUUUCUUCUAUCAGUUGUUGGUUUUUCAGUGGAUCUGGCCAAUGUCUGGAGAUUCCCUUAUCUCUGCUAUAAAAACGGAGGCGGUGCUUUUCUUAUUCCAUAUACACUGUUCCUUAUCAUUGCUGGAAUGCCAUUGUUCUAUAUGGAAUUGGCUCUUGGACAAUACAACAGAGAAGGUGCAGCCACUGUGUGGAAGAUUUGUCCCUGUUUCAAAGGUGUUGGCUACACUGUGAUAUUAAUAGCACUUUAUGUGGGCUUCUACUACAAUGUCAUCAUUGCAUGGUCAUUAUACUAUUUGGCAUCUUCCUUCACCUCUGAGCUUCCUUGGACCACAUGUGGAAAUGUGUGGAACACUGCAAAUUGCACUGACCCAAGUCUUCUCAAUGCUUCUCUUUUUGAAAAUGGAACAAAAUAUUCAAAGUACAAAUUAACUCCAGCUGCACAAUUUUAUGAACGUGGAGUGCUGCAUCUGCAUGAAAGUGCUGGAAUUCAUGACCUUGGUCUCCCACGAUGGCAGUUAACUCUGUGCCUUUUUGCUGUUCUUAUAGUCCUGUUUUUCAGCUUAUGGAAAGGAGUAAAGACAUCAGGAAAAGUUGUGUGGAUAACUGCAACGCUACCAUAUGUGGUACUUUUUGUUCUUCUCAUUCGUGGCAUAACACUGCCUGGCUCUUCUAAAGGCAUUAGUGCAUAUCUUCAUAUAGACUUCAAAAGACUCAAAGAACCUACC
This is a messenger RNA of Nanorana parkeri, 1053 nucleotides long. RefSeq names its product sodium-dependent noradrenaline transporter-like. Gene Ontology annotation, biological process: dopamine uptake involved in synaptic transmission; sodium ion transmembrane transport. The annotation marks the transcript as partial. Lineage: Eukaryota; Metazoa; Chordata; Amphibia; Anura; Dicroglossidae. Gene Ontology annotation, cellular component: neuron projection; neuronal cell body membrane; presynaptic membrane. Gene Ontology annotation, molecular function: dopamine:sodium symporter activity; norepinephrine:sodium symporter activity. The record is from RefSeq and is a predicted model, not a curated record. The transcript is spliced from 5 exons.